UGUGUAGCUCACAGCCACAAUGUGAGGAAAGGAAACUUCGCCAGGCAACUUCAAUAAGACUUUCUGCUCUAUAACAGCACACGGAUUACAAAGUUAGCCAUGAGGACGUGACUCCAGACGACUUCCCUGGGAGAUUUUCUAAAUAAAAACACAAAUACAAAUCAGAAAAUUGUGGAACGAGUGAGUUCGCGGAGGGAGCGAGUUUUUUUUUUUUUUUUCGCGGGAUCAAUGGCGUUACUAAAGUGAGAAACCGCAAAAAAAGAUAGCUUCCGGCUUUGAAAUCACGCUGCUUGUGAUUCCGAAGCUGUUCCACAUGGAACUAUGAACGAUUCGGAGCUCACGCUGACCUCCAAUGCGCAACAGCGCAUGGCUUCAGGUCUGUCCGGGGAGGAGAGCUCUCUACCCGGCAGCGUGUGCAGACCCGAGCGCAACGGGAUCUUCUUCAUCCACUGCUUCAUCUGUGGGAGCGGGGUGACUCCGGGGAAAGAGCUGAGCUUGCAGGUAAAAUACCAGAGAGAAAAGGAUGGGCCGUUUUUUCCUUUCCUGCAAGGCCAGGACCCGGCUCCAGGCGCGCCGGAGAUCGGUCCGGAUGGGGACGCUCUGGUGUGCGCCGUGUGCCACUGCUUUCUGCGCGAACAGUGGAACUCAUUCGAGCGCAACAGGACACCCAUCGAGAAGCGCAUGUACUGGCUCAAAAGACCCUACCAGUGCGAUUUACGAAACAUUACCUACGAUCUGGAGCGGAGAAUGAGCGCCGGGAAUUAUGACGGCAACGACUCGGACAUUUCCUCGUUCUCUGAUAAUGACCUGUCCGAGCAGGACUUGGACCUGUCAGCGUGUAUAAUAAAUAACAACAGUACUACAGGUUUUCGUGGGUAUAAUAAAGGAUCGAGAGAAAGCAGCAGAAAGAGCGUUAAGAGCAGUCCCGAGUCAGUACGAUAUCCAGCCAGAGUUUACCCAAGUCAGGACAUACCCCAAUCAGAUCGUCGCACGACUAAAAUCAUCAAUCACACAUCGAGCUCAUCUGUGCCCAUGGCUCUGCAGCAGUACGACUGUCGGUCUGUGCGCACCCCUCUUCAGGAUGACGACAUCAUUGCGUGUAGUAAGUGGAUGCACGCAUCUACCGGUGACUCUGACGCGCCUGACAGCUGUGAGAUCAACAUCACCAGCGAUGACGAGAGAGAGCGCGCAGCAUCAUCUCACUUUGAUGUACAAAGGAGCCAAACAGUCAAGAGCCACGCCAGUCUUUCUGCUGAUGAAUGUGCCUGUUACAUUUGUGGAAGCAGGCUUUCAGCAGGUGGCCGCUUCAAGGUGUUUGUACAGAAGCAGGAGAGAGCAUCCAGUGAACCCUUCUUUCCUUUUCUGUGGCUCCACACCCCUCCAGCAGGUGCUGUGCCCCUGAGCCUAGGAGGAUACACUUUGGUGUGUACCACUUGCCACUCUUCCCUCAUGCAACAGUGGCAAGGGUUUGAGCUGGCAGAUGUGCCUGUCCUCCAGCGACUCUAUGUAGUACCUCUGAACACGAGUGCGGCAACCCCUCUUUCUCCACCUGCCAUAAGUGAAUGUGUAGAUGGGCUUCCAAAAGUUCACCCGCUCCCCUCUGUGCCACAGAAUAAUAGGGAGGCUUGCUACCUGUGUGGGCAGGACUGCAGUCGAGAGGUCAGGAUGGCGUACACCCAUGCUGGUGCAAGUAAAUCCCGCAGUGCAAUGUAUUUUCCAUUCAUAAACCUGCUACCGUGCCCCCCGAAGGCUCAGAAUGUGAGGAAUGGAAGGGUACGCUGCUGUGUGGCGUGUCACAGCAUCUUAGAGAGGAUAUGGGCAGAGUACUGCCUCUGUCUAAGUGAGGAGCUCAUUAUGUCCGUCAACACUUUUCUUGAGAGAUACCACCUGGCCACGGGAAGAGGAGAAGCCUUGGUAUCCCCCUCCAAAAGACCCCUGUUGACCCCAUCUCAGACUUCCACAACAACCACAAGCCACACCUCCAUAUGUUACUUGUGUGGGGAGGAGCUCUCUGGAGCAACAGAGUACCAGCUUCACGUUAACCCUCCAGGGCGUUGUGGAGAGCGGGAACCCUUUUUCCCAUUUCUCACAGUCCACCCUCCCGCUCCCCGUGCCCGCCCUGCUGAUGCCACGGGCCUAGUGUCUGCCUGUGCACUGUGCUACCAUGACCUUAUGGGCCAGUGGUCCCAACAUGAGAGUCAAGGCUCAGGAUCAGGCCCGUCCAGCAGCCCCUGGGCACGCCAGUAUAACUGCAACACUUUCAUCUGCUUCUUCUGCAGGAAAGAGAAGAAGAGACCUCUUGGGCUGAAAGCGGUGUGUGUUGAUCGCUUGCCUGUGUUUCUCUAUGCUCCGAGAGUCAGCCAGACCCUGGUAAUUGACAAUGGCAAGCAGUUAACAAUUGGCUCCUGUGUGGAAUGUAAGUCCAUGGUUCUGGCUGGACAGAACAUGAAGCCGGUCAGUGGAAUUGCACAACACAAGGGUUUGGUGGUGGAGGAUUCAGCCGGCAGCAGUAAGGAUGCCCACAGCAGGCCACCAGUAGUCUCUUUGGCAGAGUUGUCAGAGCAGGACCACACUACAUCACUUGAACCCAGACUGACCUCUGCCACAUCGUCCCUCUGCAGCCUGAAAGUGGAGAAAACAGACAGCUCAGCUCCUGGCAUGAGCCAUGAGCCAAAGUCACCAUCGUUAGGCAUGAUUUCAACGGCGACCCGCACCACGGCGACCGUCAGUCCCCUCACCCCGUCUCCCCUCAACGGUUCUAUUGUGCCCAAUGUCAGUCCUGCCUCUCAGUCCGCCCACUCGGGAUUCGCUGCUGCCCUCCGCAAGCUGGCCAAGCAGGCAGAGGAACCCCGAGCAGGAUCUUCCAUCAGCAGCGAGUCAUCUCCUGUCUCAUCACCGGCCACCAACCACAGCUCUCCAGUCAGUACGCCCAAACGAGGGCCCAUGGGUCCAGUUAUAGUGCCUCCUGGGGGCCACAGUGUACCCAGUACCCCACCUGUGGUCACCAUAGCCCCCACCAAAACCGUCAACGGCCUGUGGAGGAGUGAAAGCCGGUCUGUACGAGAGGUUGAAUCAGUUCCACAUGGAGUCAGUAGGGACAGGUUAAGUUCAGAGGUUGCUUCUGCCCAAGAAAAGGGGGGUCCAACUGUCCCGGCACACCUAAUUGGAAACCAUUACCCAUUUGGCUUGACGCCUGCAUCUGUGAUGCAAGACUCGCGCUUUCAACCACUUAACCUGCCCCGUCAGAUGCCCCAUGCAGUGCCCGCGGCCAGUGUUCCUGAGGAAUAUUUGAGAGGGUUUCGUCCUUAUGCCACGGCUGAGGAGCUCCGCAUGCCCUCCUUGCCUUUGGGGCUUGAUCCUGCCACUGCUGCAGCUGCUGCUGCCUACUACCACCCUGGAUAUCUGCCCCAUCCCUCCUUCUCUCACUACAGAAUGGACGAUCCAUUCUGUCUAUCAGCGCUGAGGUCGCCAUUCUAUCAACUGCCUGCAGGAGGUGCUUUACCUCCUCUGCACCCCUCUGCAGUACACAUGCACCUGCCUGGGGUGCGUUACCCUGGAGACCUAAGCCACCCCUCGCUGUCCAGCCUACAAUCUGAGCGCUUGUCUGAAAGACUCCAGAUGGAGGAUGAGCUGCGACAGAGAGAAAGAGAGCGGGAGCGGGAGCGGGAGCAAGAGCGAGAGAAAGAGAGAGAACGAGAAGCCGAGCGAGAAAAGGAGCGUGAACGAGAGAGGGAGCGAGAGAAGGAGCUUGAGCGUGAGAGGGAGAGAGAGAGGGAGCGAGAGAGGGAGAAAGAGAGAGAGCGUGAGAGGGAGAUGGAGCGACAGAAGGAGAGGGCAGCACGAGAGAAAGCUGCAGAGAGCCAUUAUCUGACUGAGCUUCACGGGCUGAGAGGACCACCAGACGACAGAGCCAAACCCGACAGAAUCACUAGCAACAGACCUGAAAAAACCAAAGAGUCCAUUCUUACAACUCCUAAACCCAUCCAGCCUGGAAUUCACCAGUCUCUGAACUCCACCCACCACCCUGUGCCCAGUCUCUCCUCUGCUCAUGGUUUGUAUCUGGGCCCUGGAGGGGCAGGACCCGCCAGUUUGACGGUGGCCACAAUGCUACAGCGUACUGAGGAAGAGCGCUGGUUGGCCCGGCAACGGAAGCUACGGCAAGAGAAGGAAGACAGGCAGUACCAAGUGUCAGAGUUCCGUCAGCAGGUCCUAGAGCAGCACCUGGACCUGGGCAGACAGGGGGAAAUUCCAGACAUGAAUGUAGAAGGACACAGACCUGUACCAAACCAUCAUGAUCCUAGCAACAGAGAUCGUGACCGAGACUCUCAUCCGCUCCUGGGAGCUCCGCCCCCUCUCAUCUCCCCCAAACAUCAGCAUAAAGACCAUGCGCCGCCACCACCAACCACGCUCUGGAACCCUGCAGCACUCAUCGAGACCUCCACUGACUCUAGACGCACCAUGCAUGACCCUCCGAGUCUAGGUCAUUACGAUAUCAGCCGGCUUCCUUUGCCCCCCUCCAAACAUGAGCGCCAUUACAACUCUGAAAAGCUGGAAGAAGGAUCUCGGAAGAGAGACAGUCUGGAUAAAUACCCCCUUAUUCGACCAAGUGGAUUCUCUGAGCCAAACACUUUCCUCGCAGAGCUGGAAAAAUCCACCCAGAGCUUCCUGAACCAACAGAGGGCGCCACUGAGUCUGUCAGGGCCCUACGGAGAGCUGAGCGCUGGUUUUAAGUCCAGCGGGCCUUUAAAGAGCCUUCAGGGGCAUUCACGCCUUGCGCCGGAUACAACGUUAGUGUAUGACGAGUUCCUGCAGCAGCACAGACGAGCAGUCAGCAAACUUGACCUAGAGGAGAGAAGACGCAGGGAAGCCAGAGAGAAAGGUUAUUACUAUGAGCUGGAUGACUCCUAUGAUGAGAGUGACGAGGAAGAGGUGCGAGCUCAUCUCCGGAGGGUUUCUGAACAGCCACCACUCAAGCUGGAUGAUUCCACAGAGAAAGUGGAGUUUUUAGAGAUGUUUGACCUGACUACCCUGGCCCACCGAGAGGAGAUGAUGGAGGUGAAAAGGAAAAAAAGGAGGCGCAUGCUAAGAGAGAGGAGUCCCUCCCCACCAGCUGUGCAGAACAAGCGGCCCACUCCUACACCCCUUCUAACCCGUUUCACUCCAGAGGACAUGAACAACAGCCCAGAGCUGGAAGACAAGAAACGCUUCCUUACCAUCUUCAGCCUCAACCACAUCACACAGCAGCAGAGAAGAGAUAACGAGAGGGUUGAGGAGUUGUUGCAGGCCAUAAAACAGAAGAGUGUGACUCUAGACACCAUCAGACACAACCCUCACCCACUUUGCAGGAGUCCUGCAGCCCAUAGCUCAGACCAGUCAUCUCAGUCUCCAGUCCAGUCUGAAGAACUGCUGAAUGGAUGGCCGCUCAGUCCAUCACCGUCUGUGUCCAUUCCCCUGCCUCCAGCAGACCCUCUCCCCAUCUCGGAUCAGCACAGACCUCUCUCAGAACCCCCUAAACCUAAAGACUCUUCCUUGCCUCCUGCAUUACCUGACAAAUGUCGAGCCAAUGACAGCCUCCAUGGCAAGAGCUCUAGUCUGCUGAAUAGUCUCCGACAGCCCCCAUUCUCUAAAGAGAGUUCUGUCAGUGUCAAUGGAAAGACUAAACCCUGGGAGAACUUCAUUGCUGAGGAGUUUGCCCAGCAGUUCCAUGAAUCUGUCCUGCAGUCCACACAAAAAGCACUGCAGAAGAGUAAAGGUGGUGCCUUGGUUGUAUCAGAACAAAACCAUGCAGUGGACUCAUCCGUGCAUUAUAACAUUCCUGAGCUCCAGAGCACACCAGGUCGCUCCAAACCCCACCCUCAUCCUCCCUCAUCUCAGCCCAACGGACAGCACUGCCCCCCUCAGCCCUCCCACCAGGAGCUUUCUGCAGAGGAGUCUGAGGAAGAAGAAGAGGAAGACGACACUGAGGAGGAUGAGCCCUCGACGUCCAGAUGGCAGGGCAUUGAAGCCAUCUUUGAAGCUUAUCAAGAGUAUGCAGAAGAGCAAAGCAUUGAGCGACAGGUUCUUCACAGUCAGUGCAGACGACUGGAGGCGCAUCACUAUAAUCUCAGUCUAACCGCUGAACAGCUCUCACACUCAAUGGGGGAGCUGAUGGCUCAGAAGCAGAAGCUGGCAGCAGAGCGGGAGAACCUGCAGGCAGAACUGGAGCACUUUAAGAAGUGUUUGACGCUGCCACAGAGCCCCUGGUCUAGGGCUCACUUUAAGGGCUACCCACCCAGGUGACACCCUAUGGGACCACUGACCACCCC
Messenger RNA from Danio aesculapii, 6305 nucleotides. RefSeq names its product Gse1 coiled-coil protein b (gene gse1b). The transcript is spliced from 17 exons. The record is from RefSeq and is a predicted model, not a curated record. Bases 322 to 6279 code for a protein of 1985 amino acids. NCBI's taxonomy places the organism in Eukaryota, Metazoa, Chordata, Actinopteri, Cypriniformes, Danionidae.